UGAUCCAAGGAGCUCACAGUUCACCCCUCAAUUUUUUAUUGCUGUUUCAGGGGAAAUGUAACUUCUCGGAGCUCAGCAUUGCUGGCAGUGUGUGAUAUCCCUUUAUUUGCACCGUUUAUCUCUUCCGACCUGUGGCUUUGGAUAACUUGCUAAUAACAAAGGCUCGUUAUCACCAAACAAACGUUCUGAAGUGGCAGCACAGAAAAGCUGUCAGUCGGUUGGCAAGUGAAGCUUUUAGAUCAAAUUCUCCAGUAGAGAAGCUGAAAAUAAGAACCUUUUCUUUUCUCUGCGACUUCGGGUGACUCCUGGAGUGUUUUCAUGGCUUUGUGAGCACGAGAUGAUCCUCGGGUUUGUGUUUAUAAAAGCAGUCAGGGCUUCACCUGGCAGGGACUGAUGUAAUGCCAGCCUUUCAACCAGCUCUGCUUUAUUUCCUUUAACUCCUUUUUUUAUUUUUGGGAGGGAUAGAGGGAAAUAAUAAAUUUCCAACAGCCAGAAAACACAGCACAACCAACCUUUGAAUGGCUCUUCUGUUGUGGUUUUCUUUUUUUUUUUUUCUUUUUUUUCCCCUUUUCUCGUGCCAACAAGGCUUUGUGUCAACAGCCAGCAAGCUUUUACCUGUCCUGAGCGCGUCCCCUUGGCAGGGAGCUGGGGACAGCAUCUCCAACAUGUUUCCAGCCUGGCACGGGGGGAUUGCCAAAGCACUGCAGAACGAGCAGCAGGGGAGGGAGGAGAAGCUGCAAGGUGCUGCUUGUGUGAUGGAAGCUGGUAAAACCUGGAGAUUUUGGUGUGUUCUGCUGGAAAUAUCUUUGUCUCCUCCACUGAGGAGGGGGUUUCAUUUUCCUUUCUUUUUUUUUUUUUGUUAUUGUUUGUUUGGUUUUAAUUUUUUUGUUUUGGGUUUGGUUUUUUUUGUUUGUUUGUUUGGCUUUUGUUUGUUUGUUUUUUGGUUGGGUGUGGUUUUGUUUGGGUUUUUUUUUUGUUUGUUUGUUUUUUGUUUGGUUGGGUUUUUUUGCCUGGAUCAGGCACCGCCCAAGGAUAAAGAUGGGAUUUAGGGUGGUUUUAGUGCUGAUAUUCCCAAGUGUGCCCAGCAGCCCUGGGGAGCAUCCACACCACAAAUAUAUUGAUUGGUGCAAUCUGCCAAUAACCCAUCAGAAAUACACACCCACCUCACCUGGAGCUCAGGUAUCUUGUCAGGCUCCAACACUUGCCCUCUUUUCUGUGCACACUAAGGCUGCUACUGCAGGAUGUGUUCAUGAGUGCUCUUAAAGCCUUAUUAUUCAUUUCAUGGUGCCCUUUUACUCCCUGAGAGCAUCUCCCUGGCUCUGCUAAGCUCAGGCUGACCUUGCCAGGCCGUGGGGAGGAUGUGGGCACCCCAUUUCCUCCAGAAACCUCAAAUUCCUAACCUCAGCCUUAUCUUCUCCUGGCUUUUUUUUUUUUUUUUUUUUGUUGGUUGUUGUUGUUGUUGUUGUUGCUGACAAGGGGCUGUGACGUGUGCCUCGAGGUGUGCCUGCUGGGUGAGCUCUGGGGCAGAAUUUCAGCCCUUCAGUGCCCCAAAAUAUCACUCAGGGGCUGAAAAAGCUGCCAGCACUGCUAAAAUGACACUUGGUGGGGUGUCCCUGCACAGGGGUGAUCAGAGCUCUCACUUCUGCAAGGUUACAGCUCUUUAUAAUUUAUAUAAUAAUAGAUUAUUUUUGCUGUGACCUCAUGAAUUUAUCAUUUGGGACAAUGCUGAGAUUAAUCAGGGGAGAAGGGGAGAUGUUAAAGGUGUCCGAAUAUUUUUAAAGCAUGUUUUGGAAAAAAAAAAAAACAAAAAACAAACCCUUACAUAAGGCAAAGGAACUGGAAGGAUUUUCACUUCAGUGUGGAAGUGCCUGGUUGAGGUGAGCAAAAAGCUGCAUAGAUUUCUUUUUUUUUUUUUUUUCUCACAGUUAUAGUUAUUUUCUCUUUUUUUUUUUUUUUUUUGGUGGAAUUUAAUAUGGAGAGAUGUCUCUCUUUCUUUCUUUCCAGUCUGGGUGCUCAGCUGAGAAACUGAGUUUGCCUCACCAAGAGGAGGCAAGACAAAAAUCUUAGAAAGGUCUGGGUUUCUGCAAGAAACAGAAAAUCCUCAGGCAAUUACAACUUUCCCAUCAGCUACUUUUUAAAAAAACUUAAAUAAUUCAGCUCCUGUUCAGCUGAUGAUGCUGAAAACCUUUCAUCAACAGCCCAAACUCGAGCAAGGGCUGCCAAACUACCUCAGCCUUUCCGUGGAAUUCUGCCUCCACAGGGAAGCUGAGCAGCAGCCAGAGAAGUUUGGCUCUGGAUUUUUUUUUUUACCUCUGAGGGGCCAUGGGCUGAACCUCGGGCCGGUGUGGCAAACAGCAGCUUUCCUUUUUUUUCUGCCAGAAUCACUGGGAAAUGUCAGCAGGGAGGCCUGAGCUGCAGCUCUGCCUCAGAGCUGGGUGAUGCACGGUGUUCUCCAGGAAAAGCUGGAUGCUGGAUUAAAUAUGGACUUUUCAGCUGCUGCAAAGGCCUCCAAACAGCCAUACAGGAGACAAAGUUCUGAGCAGAACAAAUGGAGCAAGCCAGGGAUGAUGUGGCAUUGUGACCAUGCCGUGUUACUGGCCAAAGGGCAGGAGGAGGAAACUCUUGGUGGUGGUGGAAAUCUGGUAUUUCUCUCACUCCUAUGGAUGCUGGUAGGAGAGGGAGAAGAGAACAGAACUCAGCCAGGUGCUCCGAGCCUCAGCCUGGGGAAGGUGAUGUUAUUCCCUAGGGAUGAGCAUCCCUUCCCGAAGGAGAUGCAAUUCCUUGCUGUUGGAAGAAUGACCUCAAGAGAGGAGAGCUCCCGAGCUCCUCAUCCGCAUCCCACGGGCUCCCUGCAGGUGCUGAGCGGCCCCACCCCGGCUGGUGCCGGCCUCAAACAAGGGCUGGGAAGGCUCGGGGCUGUGGGAAAAUUUGGGAAUGGGGUGGGAAGGGCCGUGUGGAUGGGCUUUGUACCAACCUGGGUGAGGCGGAGACACAGACUCUGCAAACUGGAUGCUGCUGCUGCUGCUGCCGCCGCCGCCGCCCCAGGAAACCUGAGCAAAGAGAAGGGAAGGAGAGGAGCUGUGGCACAGAGAGAGGAGUGUGAGUUCCACAGUGGAGGGAAUCCCAAGGAAUUCGUAGGGAUGGAUCUUACUGAGAAUGAAUAAUUAACUAAAGAGCAGCGCAGGUAUCCCAUCAGACUGGAUCGAUGCUGUUUGAGAACCACUCUGGCAGUGCUCCUUGGAAAGGGACAGCUUCGUUUUUUAAGGAAUGUUGGAAGCUGAAGCAAUACACAUCAACCACUUCUGGGAGCCUGACCUGCUGGAAGGGAGAAAUCCACCCCAAAAGCAACGGGAGUGUUGGUGCUUGGGGACCAGGAUUUUACUCUGCAAGUACAAAUACCGUUGGUUUUUUUUUCCCCUCAGUUUUAAUUCAUACAACCCUCCACUUCAUUUCCUUUAUUCACAAUGCUCUCGAGUGAGCAGCUCAUUCCCCUGGCAACAACUUCCUAGCACAUCCCGUGCAUUUAAUUCCUUUAACAGUGCCUCUUCUGGGCUGAGAGUGCCUUUUCUGCCUGGUGCAGAUGGGACAAGGCAGAGAUGGAGCCCCCAGGCUGAGCUUUUCUCAGGGCACAUCCUGCCAGCCCAGGGGGUUUUGGGGCAGGCCAUACCUUGUGCAGGUCCCCGAGGUGACUUCCACCACUUUUCACUUUUUCUUGUGUGGGCACCACAGGGGUUGUGUGAGUGCUGCUGGGACGUGAGAAGCAGCUCCACGCAGCCCUGGGACACCUGGCUGUGAUGAAGAGGCUGCUGCAUGGGAGCAGUGACCCAGCGUUUCCAAAACCUGACAAUUCUUUUCACCCAGACCUCUCUGCCCCUGCCUCUCAGGCUGAUUUUUGAGCAAUCAGCUGCAACAAGGUGCAGAAGCUGAAAUCUGAAAGGCUUCAAGAGCUGUAAUGUCAUGAACCAGGAAGAAAUAUUGAUUUGCCAAGCUCUUUAUGCAAAUCCCUGGAGUGGCUGGAGCUGGAGGAAUCCUACAAAGGCUGGAAGAGAGAAUGAGAGGGAAUGUGCAUGUGUGUGUACACACAGAGCUCCCUCCCCUCCUCCAGAAGGGAUGGGCCCGCCCAGGUGAGCCUUUCAUCCUGGAGGGAGUGACUUUUCUGGAGCAGCAGCUCUGCUUUCUCCCUGCUUUCCUCAGAUUCUCACUCCUUUAGGUCACUGCUGCAGCUACUCUGACUGAAUGUUCCUUUUCCCCCAUCUUUACCAGCUUGGUACACUCAGAUUUUGGCCCAGAUAUUACAGUCUUGGUAAAAAAAAAAACAACCAAACAAACAAAAAAAAACAACCAACCAAACAAAAAUACUAAAAGAGAAGAUACAAAGCAAACACCACAACAUUUUUACUCACUGUUGAACCGGUGGCUGCUUGUCGUGCUCUCCUCUGCUGCAGCAACUCCUUGACUGUGAUCUUCACUCUCACACCUUGGUACACCUUGGGCUUUCCUGGAAGAAUUUGUGGGGAAAAAAAACCCAAGCACUUUGAAAGGGGGGAGAAUCUCAGAGCAAGCAGCAAAUCCAGCAGGUUUUCAGGUGUGCUCUGUGUGGAGAACAAUUAGACUAAACAUGACUAAUUGGUCUCUGUUUGCAAUCACACUCACGGCCCUCUUCAACACCUGCUGUCCCAGCCUGGGACGAGCAGACACUCAUGAAAAUCUUGCUGUUGAUAAUAUUUAAUAACCACAUGUUUUAUUCUUCUCUAUCUCCUUCUUCCCCCUGCCCCCCUUCCAGCUUUCCCAAUACCAAGCUCCAUCUGGUGCUGCUGCUGGAUUCAUUUAAAUUCCUGACAUAUUUGCCUCUCUCAGGACCUGAAAAUAAAUGUGGGAAGCGCUUCAUGUGGCAGAAAUAAAGGCCCAGAAAUAAAACAAUGGAAAUAUGUGGGUGGUUAUUCAGAGA
Molecule: messenger RNA, 4948 nt
Organism: Cinclus cinclus
Lineage: Eukaryota; Metazoa; Chordata; Aves; Passeriformes; Cinclidae
Exons: 4
Coding region: 2439-3164 (241 amino acids)
Source: RefSeq, a predicted model, not a curated record